AUGUCCAGUCUGUUGGAGAUAUUUGGCCAGGGCCACAACGCCUACUUCUCGAAUGGCCCCAUUACCCGUCUCUCGUUCAUCCGCUUAGAUAACCAGCUUCUGGACAAAGCUUCUACCCACCCAAGUGCAAAGUAUCUCACCUUUGACGAGUUAAACCCUCUGCGAACCCCAGAUGGGAAGCUUGCCUUCAACAAGUAUGAAGACGUUGCGGAUGCAAUAGGUCGCCCCUACGCCAAAGACGAGAAGACCCAGAUAGCCGAGUUCAACCCCGAUCAUCACCACCCGACACUCAUCUUUCUCGGCUUGGAUCUGGAAGACAAAUCCGCGACUGCUGGGUCAGAUGUUCAAUUUGGACAGUAUUCUGGAGUGCCCUAUUUUGCUCUCGACGUGAGCUCGAAGCACUAUGCAGCGUUCAAGGAGUCGCAAACGGCGAGCGGCCUCAAAUACGUCCCCACCAGGGUCGACCUCACCCUGGAUCACCCACAGUCCGCAAUAUAUAGCCACGCACGGUCUUUGAUUGAUUGGAAUAAUCGCAAUCGCUACUGCUCCAGUUGCGGUGGCCGCAUGAUGUCCACCCACGGAGGAGCGAAAGUGGUCUGCCCACCUGCCGACAAUGGCGUGCUCCGCCAGCGAGCAUGUCCAACUCGAAUUGGCCUUCAUAACCAGGCAUUCCCAAGGACCGACCCUACGGCCGUCAUCGCUCCCAUAUCGGCCGACGCCAAGCGUGUUCUUCUGGGCCGCGGCAAGCGCUGGCCGGCGAACUACUUCUCGUGUCUCUCGGGCUUCAUUGAGCCCGGCGAAAGCGUCGAGACGGCGGCACGCCGCGAGGCCUACGAAGAAACCGGUGUCCACAUUGACAGAGUGCAAAUCCACUCCAGCCAACCAUGGCCCUAUCCGUCGACCAUGCUGAUUGGCGUCAUCGGCCAAUGCGUCGAGGGAGGCGAGGACAUCACCUAUCCGGAGACGGAGCUGGAAGAGGCCCGGUGGUUUGAGCUUGCUGAGGUUGAGCACGCCUUGAACCACGGCGCCAACCCCAUGUGGGAGCCGCCUAUCAAGGGAUACACUGGUCCAAGAGUGCCCCCGAGCCAGUUGAUGGCCCAUCAAGUGUUACGAGGAGUGCUGAAGUUGUUCCACAAAUAA
This is a messenger RNA of Fonsecaea erecta, 1140 nucleotides long. RefSeq lists its product as hypothetical. Lineage: Eukaryota; Fungi; Ascomycota; Eurotiomycetes; Chaetothyriales; Herpotrichiellaceae. The transcript has a single exon. The record is from RefSeq and is a predicted model, not a curated record. Gene Ontology annotation, cellular component: cytosol. Gene Ontology annotation, molecular function: NADH pyrophosphatase activity. Gene Ontology annotation, biological process: NADP+ catabolic process; NAD+ catabolic process. The coding region runs from base 1 to 1140 and encodes 379 amino acids.